Molecule: messenger RNA, 2484 nt
Organism: Neocloeon triangulifer
Lineage: Eukaryota; Metazoa; Arthropoda; Insecta; Ephemeroptera; Baetidae
Gene: Brd7-9
Product: bromodomain-containing protein 7
Exons: 13
Coding region: 134-2377 (747 amino acids)
Biological process (GO): regulation of transcription by RNA polymerase II
Cellular component (GO): nucleus
Source: RefSeq, a predicted model, not a curated record
UCGGCGUCCGAUUCCGAAUUCCGAUCUAGAGUGCUCGUCUCAGCGGCAAAUAAACAAAGAGAGAAUUUUACCGAUUUGCGGUUGAAUUUCGAGUUUGCAACCUCUCGCAUUUACAGUUCGGCUUCUUCUAGACAUGAAGAAACACAAGAAGCAUAAAAGUGAGCGGAGAGAGCGGCACGAAGAUGACAAUAAACCUCCGGCUUUGAAAUUAAUUUUAAAAGUAGGCGGUGGGUGCUCAACUCCAGAACACAGUGAUUCGCCAGGCCCUUCAUUAGGAACCUUUGGUGGUUUGGAUCCAGAUGAAUCAUCCGCCUCUCUUUUGGGAGUUUCUCCGCUUGAUAUUACUAGCGACGGCACCAAACACAAAAAGGCCAAAAAGAAAAAGAAGAAGAAGGAAAAAGACAGGGACAGGCACGAAAAAAAGCACAAGCACCACCACAAAGAAAAAAAGAAACGGCCUAGAGAGGAGUCAAGCCAGGACGACAUUAGUCUCGGAGACGACUCUGCUGCAGAAAUCCCUGCAAAGAAGCCUACACUAAUCACGCCUAUUCCAAUUAAUUUAAAUGCAGUCGAUCAGAGUGCUGAGGACAUUGACAGUGCAGGACGAGAGCCUCGUACUUGUGUUUUGAGGCAGCGUCAAGAGAACUCGCCUCUGCACAAAGUUUUGGACAAUCUUCUAAAGAAUUUGGAGAAAAAAGACAAUCAAAGUUUCUUUGCUUGGCCUGUGACCGAUAACAUUGCUCCAGGAUACAGUUCGAUCAUCAGUCAGCCAAUGGAUUUCAGCACUAUGAGGCAAAAAAUCGAGGAAGGUGUCUACACUAAUUUGCCGGAUUUCAUUGAUGACUUCAAAUUGAUGUGCACUAAUGCAAUGACCUAUAACCAGCAAGAAACAGUCUAUUACAGGGCAGCUAAACGACUUUUGCACGGAGGCAUGAAAAUUUUGACCAGAGACAAACUCAAAGCCAUGGCCCCCACACUGCCCAGCCUGUACGAAUGCACAGUUGCUGAACUUGGAUUUGAAAUGCAUACUCCUGAAGAGCUGCAGAAAAUCUCUGAAGCAAAUGCAGCGGCUAAAAUCGAAGGUGCAAGUGAAACAGUCAUCUUAGAUAAUGGCGAGGCAAGUUUGGUUGCUGCACAACCUAGUGGUGAUCAGUCGGUAUCACAGGGAGAGGAACCGAAAAAAGAUUCUAAGCGAAGAUCGAAACCUCAUCGACCAUUAACCAAAUUUGAAGCAAUUCCAGAUGAUCUGACGCCAGAGGAAAUUCUCGCCCAAGCCCAAAAAGCAGCGCAAAAUGCAGCUCAGAAACUAGCGCUGGCAAAACCAUACAGCAAAAUGGGCUUCCUGAGAACAAAUAAAGAUGGGUCAACGUCUCUGGCCAUUCUUUGCGGGAACAGUGGUGUUCUUCCAGGAACCAAUGAACAGCCCAUAACAUUAGGCUCACUUGCUGGGAAGAUUCCUCAUGGAACUGGUCAGCUGGCUGGAUUCAGAGAAGAUAAAAGAAAUUAUGCCAAGCUUGUCAAACCUUUGUAUUAUGGUGCUUUUGGAUCGUAUGCCCCUUCGUAUGAUUCAACGUUUGCCAAUUUAACAAAAGAAGAGUCCGAGUUGGUCUAUCAAACUUACGGCGAUGAGGCUGGAUAUCAGUAUGCAGAAAGCAUUCUCGACUUUGCCCGAGACAGUGAUUAUGCGCUUCACAUGGUGGACGAGCUGUUAGAUAUUCUUACUGGAGGCGAACACUCAAAAACGGUGGCCCAACUUCCUGCAAGACAAAAGCCUCCACCUGCACCCACUCCUCCUGAACCAACAAAAGUUGAAGCUGACCUUACAAAACCUGCAAAGGUGGAGGUUGAUGUGAACGCUCUAAAGGGACUUUCGGAUCUUGGAAUUGAUAUGAAUUUCCUUGACAGUCUUGAAAUUCCAACAGAACCCUCAAAACCAGUUAUUUUGACUGCCGAUGCUGUCCAAGCCUCUCUUGAUCAAACUUCGCAACUCAUCGGGCAACUACAAAAAGUCCAACACGCCCGAUUGUCUCAGCCUGUACCUGCCCAUUUGGCUCUUCUGCCAGGUCCCUCUGAGAAUGAAGUGCAAUUAGCGGAGAAAAUCACCGAUAAUUUGACUGAUUUGGCAAAGCAAGUAUCUCCAGAAUUAAUAACUCCCCAGUCGUCCAUUCGAAAGGCGAUCGGAAUUGACCUGGAACCGUUCCCAACUGUGGAUAAAAGAGGAAAGGGAAAGAAUGACAAAGCUAAGGACAAGGGUGACACCUCUGAACUGGAUGUUGCUGAUUUCGACCAGGAACUUCGGAAUUUUCUCGAAAGCACCACCUCGCCACUUCCUGAUGAAGAUCCGAGUAUAGAGGACAUACUUUCCGAAACAACUUGAUUUUAUCUCCACGAAUUUUAUAUGUUAUUAAAGUCAUUGGACUUGAGGGUUUUAUUUAUUUGAACUUUUGAUGAUUAAAAACAUGAUUUUGAAUUUCUUUAACAGAA